Molecule: messenger RNA, 2966 nt
Organism: Diprion similis
Lineage: Eukaryota; Metazoa; Arthropoda; Insecta; Hymenoptera; Diprionidae
Product: facilitated trehalose transporter Tret1-like
Exons: 7
Coding region: 75-1982 (635 amino acids)
Biological process (GO): carbohydrate transport; transmembrane transport
Cellular component (GO): membrane
Molecular function (GO): sugar transmembrane transporter activity
Source: RefSeq, a predicted model, not a curated record
AGGAGAAAAGUCCAGCUGAAAGUUGGCGCAGCAGAUUUUAAUCGACGAAAGCGGUUCCGACAAAGGCGGGAAAGAUGUCGUCCUCCCAGAGGAGGCAGAUGCUGCAACCAUGGCCGGUCUGCUUAAUAUUCUCAAACUCGAAGGAGCGAAAUAUAUUGCCGAAGCAAUACACGAAGGUGCCAACGAUCGCGAGAUCGACGACAACCGAUUCCAACAUCGUUUACGACUGUGCCUCGAAUUCAACCCUAGCAACGAACGCGAGUCCGUUCAACAGUCAGCUUACUUUGUCGGUUGACAAGAGGGGGAAAAACCCCGGGGGUGGUAAUUACUACGCCGAUAAUUUACUGAGUAAUCAUAAGGGGCUAAAAAAGUCGGAGACAUACGAUCUUCCGGCGAAGGACUGCGGCAAGGACGAGGAGAGCGAGUACAAGCUUCAGCUCGAUCCGCUGCUCCAGUACCAUCAACACCAGAUACAAAGCGACACCGAAAAGAUGUUUCAUUCCCAGGAGUUUCAGGUCAAAAUGACCGCCGGUCCUCCCUUCAAGACCUAUUUUCAAGCUGAGGUUCCCACCAAGAGACACAGGCCACGAUACCUCGCUCAGGUAAUCGCAGCCCUUUCCGUAUCUCUGGGUUCGAUGGUCGUUGGUUUCUCAAGUUCCUACACAUCGCCGGCUUUACCAUCAAUGAAGAACGAAACUAUGCUAGAAGUGACAGAGCAAAUGGGUUCCUGGAUCGGUAGUGUUAUGCCUCUGAGUGCGCUUUUCGGUGGAAUCGCAGGCGGACCGAUGAUCGAGUACUUGGGCAGAAGAAACACGAUUCUUGCAACCGGAUUGCCGUUCACCGGAGCUUAUCUGCUAAUCGCCCUUGCGAUAAACGUUGAGAUGAUUCUGUGCGGUCGUAUUUUGGGCGGAUUUUGCGUCGGCAUAGCCUCGCUUGCGCUUCCCGUUUACCUCGGUGAAACUAUCCAGCCUGAAGUACGUGGCAGCCUUGGACUGAUGCCAACAGCUUUGGGAAAUAUCGGAAUCCUGCUGUGCUACGUCAGCGGUAUGUAUUUGGACUGGUCAGACCUGGCGAUAAUGGGCGCGCUGCUUCCGGUUCCGUUCACGAUCCUGAUGUUCGUCAUACCGGAAACACCCCGUUGGCACAUCGCCAGGGGCGACAAGGAAAAAGCGCGUAAAUCGCUGCAAUGGCUCAGGGGAAAGAAGACAGAUGUUUCCGAGGAAUUGGGCGCCAUUGAGAAGGCCCACGCCGAGAGUGAGAGAAACGCUUCGAGAGGCGCGUUCAGGGAGUUGUUCAAGAGGUCCUACACCAAGCCGCUACUUAUUUCCCUUGGACUUAUGGCGUUUCAACAGUUGUCCGGUAUCAACGCCGUCAUUUUCUACACCGUGUCGAUAUUCGAGGAUGCCGGAAGUACGAUCGACGAGAACGUCUGCACGAUAAUCGUCGGUGUAGUGAAUUUCCUGUCAACAUUCAUGGCAACUGUGCUGAUCGACCGACUGGGAAGAAAGAUCCUGUUAUACAUAAGCAGCAUAUCGAUGAUGGUGACGCUUUUCACCCUUGGAACGUUCUUCUACGUGAGAUAUCUCAAGAUCAACGUGGAGGCAUUCGGCUGGAUACCCUUGACAAGUUUCGUGGUAUACGUGAUCGGAUUCUCGCUUGGAUUCGGCCCGAUCCCAUGGCUAAUGAUGGGCGAAAUAUUGCCAGCAAAGAUCCGCGGAUCGGCCGCAAGUGUCAUAACGGCGUUCAACUGGGCCUGCACAUUUAUAGUGACAAAAACCUUCAAGGACAUAAUAUUCCUGAUCGGUGCGUACGGCACCUUCUGGUUAUUCGGUGUGAUAACGCUGAUAGGUUUGAUAUUCGUAUUCGUAUUCGUGCCGGAAACGCGUGGAAGAUCAUUAGAGGAGAUUGAAAUGAGGCUUACCGGUCCUGUGAGAAGAAUGAGCGCGGUUGCGAACAUAAAACCAUUGCCGACAGCUUGCUAACGAAAUUACAUAACUUCUUUUUCGCAAUCGGCCGAUUCGACCUGCACGCCAUUUUACUUCAAAUUAUCAUUUAUAUUUUAAAUACAAAUUCAUUUUCUCAUCAAUGCACGAUAAUAUUCAAGAACACACAUUAUAAAAUAAGUCCAAAGAAUUUACGAAGUAUAUUAUAUUAUACACAAUGGCAUUUCAAUAUAGGUAUUCGUUUAAAACCAUCGUUUCACAGACAAUACAGAUACCAAUGUAUACGCAAUAUUAUUAUACGCCAAGAAUGGAAAAACGAAGUUGAAAGAACAAACGGCGAGAUAGAGAAACAGAGAGAGAGAGAGAGAGAGAGAGAGAGAGAGAGAGAGAGAGAGAGACGCAUUAUUUUGUGACGCAUCUUUGUGAAAGUAAAACAAAAAAAGACAAGAACGAAACAAAAAACAAAACAAAUGUUCCUCAAAUUUACGAAGCGUGCUAUAUAUAAUAUUUUUACCCGUAUGUUAUAAUAAUAAUAAUAAUAAUAAUAAUAAUAUAGUGUGCAUGUGUGCGUACGUUGUAAUUAUAUGCGUAUAAGAAUUAGUGUACAAAUAUACAAUAUGUAUAUAUGUAUAAUAGCUGAACAGUGUGAAUAUACAUUAUAUACAUAUAUUUUUUUUUUUCAUUUCCUUUUAUCUUAUAGACUCGGUGUUGCUGAUAUAGAUUCAUGCUGAUGAAUGAUGAUAAAAAAUGGAAAAAAGAAAGAAAGAAAGAAAGAAAGAAAUUGAAAAGAACCGAAAGUGCAAAGAGGGAUUAUAUAUAUGUAAAACUAUAACGCAUUUAUUUUCGUUGAAAUUAUUCUCUUCUUCGAAUCAACUUUACGAUGUUACACAUAAAAAAUUAAUGAGAGUACAAAACGCCGAGUAAAAUACGUAUACAAUGUAUGUAAUAUAUACAAUAUACGUUUUUAGGACUGAAAAGAAAUGGAAAAGACCGGAGUAUGAGAAAAGUAAAGUAAUGAAGUUA